Messenger RNA from Phytophthora infestans T30-4, 729 nucleotides. RefSeq lists its product as uncharacterized. The record is from RefSeq and is a predicted model, not a curated record. NCBI's taxonomy places the organism in Eukaryota, Oomycota, Peronosporomycetes, Peronosporales, Peronosporaceae. Bases 1 to 729 code for a protein of 242 amino acids. Gene Ontology annotation, molecular function: calcium ion binding. The transcript has a single exon.
AUGCUGCAUGAGCAACCCCGUCAGCUCACCAAAGGUUUGUUCGACGCAGUCGGUCUCGCCCACGACAUCAAGAGCUUGCGCUUCGAUGACUUCGUCAUUUGCGUUGCAAAUAUCGCAACGUGGUCCAAGAGCGAACUGCUCCAUUACGCCUUUAAACAAUUUGACGUCGAUGAGUCUGGACUCAUGGACUGUCGUGAACUUCGAGCUUUUUGCGAAGGUCUAAAGAACGACAGCAGCUUCUACUUCGCCAAAAACGUGAGUACAGCUCGUGAUAAAAUUACAGCACGCGAUCGGAAGAAUCUCAACGCUCAGAACUCGUCGGACCAAAUUCCGAUUGCUGACGAUGAUGAAAACACCGCACUUGUGGAUCUUGACGACCUGAUGAAAGGAUCAACUGAAUUUCAGGUAGCCUUUUACCCUUUGAUGCAGCUUCAGCAAAACGUGCGCGGUUGUGCGCUCGGAGACCAGUUCUGGGCUGGAGUAACGGCACGUCGGCAACAUGUGGACGUAGUUGUGAAGUACAUGGCGUUUCAUAAAGGAAAAUUGCCGCCAACUUCGGCAAUAACGCGCAUCUUGGCGUUCAUACCUUUCUCACAAGCUCACACACAAAUGCUCGUAUACAGAUUAGCAGUUCUCAAAUACGCCGAAGAUCAAAAACAACAAGAGACGGCCAGAACAAAAGCAAAACAAGCUCGAAAAAAGCACGAAGAUAGUCAAACGAGUUGGUGA